Molecule: messenger RNA, 5444 nt
Organism: Monodelphis domestica (gray short-tailed opossum)
Lineage: Eukaryota; Metazoa; Chordata; Mammalia; Didelphimorphia; Didelphidae
Gene: NMNAT1
Product: nicotinamide nucleotide adenylyltransferase 1
Biological process (GO): NAD+ biosynthetic process
Cellular component (GO): nucleus
Molecular function (GO): nicotinate-nucleotide adenylyltransferase activity; nicotinamide-nucleotide adenylyltransferase activity
Source: RefSeq, a predicted model, not a curated record
AUGAAGGUCGAGUUGAGGGAAUGGGCCUUUCGGGUUCUCCCGCCAAACCCCCCCCCCCCGGAUGUUCUGCCUCAGACCACCCGGGGGGAGGACCCUGCUUCGGGGGUAACUCCAGGUCGGGGAGCCUGGAGGAAACGCAAAACCCCGGUGGUCGGGCCAUUCAGCCGACCCCGGCCCCGCCUACCUGAAGGCUCGAGCCGGACAGUCACCGGAGCGGGGAGGGAAUCCCGGGCAGGGCCCGCUUCCUGCGCGUGUGCGCUGACGCACUUCCGGCGGGCAGCCAGAGAAGAAACGAGGCAGCCAAUAAAAAGGCGGCCGUCUUCUUGCGGCUAUGGUGGUGUAGAGGUAGCAAUCUCGUACCUCCGGACUGGGGCUGGCAGGAUUAGGACCCGCCGUCACUACUGCUGCUGCUGCUGCUGCUACUGCUACUGCUACUGCUGCCGCCUUCUACUGAGAGUAUUUAGAACUGCCUGGAACAGUGGAAAGGAAUCUUCUCUGAGGGCCCUGGAUAGAAAUUUCAUUGAACUACAUUCUCCAUUGAGAAAAAGCAGUGGAACCACAUUCAGAAUCUCAUACACAGAGGAUUUUAAAGGCCAACAGCCCCAAAGCCAGGCCAUGGAGAAUUCAGACGGGAAAAUAGAGGUGGUCCUCCUGGCCUGUGGCUCCUUUAACCCCAUCACCAACAUGCACCUGCGGUUGUUUGAGCUGGCCAGAGAUUACAUGAAUGACACAGGAAAAUAUAAAGUUAUUAAAGGCAUCAUUUCCCCUGUGGGUGAUGCGUAUAAGAAGAAAGGACUCAUCAGUUCCUGUCACCGAAUCACUAUGGCAGAAUUUGCCACACAGACCUCCACAUGGCUGGAGGUGGAUGCCUGGGAAAGCCUGCAGAAUGAGUGGAUAGAGACAGCCAAAGUGCUCAGCCACCAUCGGCAGAGAUUAGAAGCUAGGGCCUCUGACAAUAGCGUCCCCAGUUCCCCAUCAAGUCCUGGAGUGAAGAGGAGGAAGCUUGAAGACUGCCAGAAUUUUAGUAAAAAGAAAUUGCCAGCAGUAAUACAUAAAAAAGAGGUACCAGAGUUAAAGCUGCUGUGUGGGGCAGAUCUUAUGGAGUCGUUUCGUGUCCCCAACUUAUGGAAGCUGGAGGAUAUCACCACCAUUGUGGCAGACUAUGGGCUUGUGUGUAUCACCCGGGCUGGAAAUGAUGUUGAGAAGUUUAUCUAUGAGUCAGAUAUUCUUUGGAAAUACAGGAGCAACAUUCACCUGGUGAAUGAAUGGAUUACCAAUGACAUCUCAUCCACAAAGAUUCGGCAGGCUCUGAGGAGAGGCCAUAGCAUCCAAUACUUGGUGCCAGACCCUGUCCGGCAAUACAUUGAAAAGUAUGAUUUGUACUCUUCAGAGAGUGAGGACAAGAAUGCAAAUGUUGUCCUGGCCCCUUUGCAGAAAAUCACCGAAGAAGCCAAGAAGUAGAAGAGCCACCAGCAAUGACCAUCCUUCCAGUCCUGGCCUCUGAAGGUGAAGCGACCCACGCUUUAGGAGACCGGAUCUUGUUUUAUAAACAAGAGUUAACAGUUAAUAUAUAAUAAAAAAAACUUAAGUUUUGCAUUUUUAUCUGAAACCUUGGCUGUGAUGAAUGAUAUAGUCUGAGAGAAUUUUAAAAUUUUAGUUUAUUUUGCCAGAACCAUGAUUUUUAUUUUUUCCAUGGGUACAACUAGCAACCACAAUACAUUUCAUCUUGUGUGAGACUUAGUAUGUCUUUCCACAAACCUUCCAUGGGAUUUGUUCAUUACACUAAAAGCUGCUGUUUUCUUCUCUUUGAGUCUUAAGGGAUUCCUUUUUUUUCCCUUCAGUAUUUUUCCCCCCCUCCAAUUCCAUAUAGAAACUAUUUUUGGCAUUCAUUUUUGUAACAUUUGAGUUUCACAUUCUCUUCCUCCUUCUCCUCCUCCUCCCUAAGAUAGCAAACAAUUUGAUAUCUGUUAUGCAUUGCUAUCAUACAAAACAUUAUCAUAGAAAAAAAUAUUUUCCACUUCCAUUUUUUUCUUCAUGUGGAAGAAGACAUAUAUUUCAAAAAACAAAGAAAAUAAAGUGAAAAGGUUAUGGUUCAAUUUGUAUUCAGACUCCAGUUCUUUCUCUGGAGAUGGAUAGCAUUUUUCAGCAUGAGGCCUUUGGGAUUGUCUUGGAUCUUUGUAUUGUUAAGAACAGCUAAGUCAUUUGCAGUUGAUCAUUGUACAAUAUUGCUGUAACUGUGUACAUGGUUCUGGUUCUGCUCAUAUCACUUUGCAUCAGUUCACAUAAGUCAAGGCUUUUCUGAAAUCUUCUUGGUCCUCAUUUCAUAUAGCACAAUAAUAUUCCAUCACAAUCGUAUGCCACAAUUUGUUCAGCCAUUCCCCAACUAAUGAGGAAUCCCCUUAAUUUAAUCUCCCUCGAUUUCCAGAACUGCCAUAAAUGUUUUUAUACAAAUAGGUCAUUUCCCUUUUUUUAAUAAUCUCUUUGAGAUACAGACAUAGUAGUAUUGCUAGAUGUUGCACACUUUUAUAGCCUUUUGGGCAUAGUUCCAAAUUGCUCUCUAGAAUUGUUAGGUCAAUUUACAACUCCACCAACAGUGCAUUAGUAUCUUUAGGAGAAUUCUUGGAUUCACUUAGUCUCUUGGUCAAUAGGGAAGAAGCUUUCUAGCUUCAGAGUGAGAAAUUCCAAAGCACAAUGAAUAGAAGGCACCCACUGUUUGUUACAAAUAAAAAGCUGAACUCAAGCAUUCUAGUUUGAUUAUUCUAGCCACACAGAAGCAAACCAUUGCUCUGUUUAAAAUCCCUUUGGUUUUAGUUCUUAAAAUAAUACUUUUUAAAAAGUUCCAUUGAAGAUCCACAGCUGUGGAAAAAAUGUAACUAGAAGAUUCAUGUUGAAUUAGAAUACAUUUGUUAUAUGUCACAAUAUGAGUAAAAGACUGGCCUUGGAAUGAGGAAAACCUGAAUUUAAGCCCCGUCUCCAAUCUAUUGGCUAUGUGAUCAAUGCUAGACAAAUCUCCUGCCUUCUUAAACCACUUUUUUUUUUAAAAUCCUCAAUUUCCAUCUUAGAAUUGUGUAUUGUUCCAAGGCAGAAGAGUAGUAAGGACUAGGCAAUGGUGGUUAAGUGACUUACUUGCCCAAGGUCAUACAACUAGGAAGUUUCUGAGGCCAUAUUUGAACCCAGAACCUCCUGUCUCUAGGCCUGACUCUAUCCACUGAGCCACCUAGCUUUGCCCCCACCUCUGCAAGUCACUCUUUUUAGGAUUCUCUAAGUUAUAGACUAGUUGCCUGUAUGUGUCAGGGGAAGGAGCUUCCAUACUUGAGAUGUAUAAAAUCCUAAAUCCAAAUGGCAGAAGUAAUAACACUUAGCACCUAUAUAGCAUUUUAAGGAUUGCAUAGCUUUCCAAAAUACCUCAUUUAAUCCUCACAUCACCUCUAUAAGGUAAUUGCUAUUAAUUAACUAUUUUAUAGAAGAGGAAACUGAGUCAGACAAAGAUUAAGUGACUUACCCAAGUAGUAAGUGGAUCUGAGGCAGGAUUUGAACUCAGUUCUUUCUGACUUUAGGCCCAGGCAUUCUAUCCACAGUACCAUUUAGCUAUCCGAGAAGCAUUUUUUAAACCCUGGCCUUCUAUCUUAGUAUCAGCUCUAGGACAGAAGAAUAAGGGCUAGGCAAAGAGGUUUUGAGUGCCUGGUCCAGUCACACAGGUAGGAAGUGUCUGAGAUCAAAUUUGAACCCAGGUCCUCUCAACUCUGGGCCUGGCGGUCCACUGUGCUGCCUAGCUGCCCACAUCCCCAAAACAUUGAAUCAAAAUAAAUGCUCCUAAUAUAGCCUAUGGAUAACGUGUGUGAGAGCAGCCUAAGUUUGGUGAUGUGACCUAUGCCCUUGUUAAUAUCACCACCCUAUGCUCCUGUUAAUAAUCCAGGAAUUUAUUUGAAGAGCACUGAUUGUUCUUUUUAACUGAAUAACUUAUUUUUACGUCACCUACAUUUCCUACCGUAUCUCAGCAGCAUUCUGUUUUCUUAAUUUUUAUUUUCUCAAAGGAAUUUAAAUAAAAUCAAAUUAUUAUUAUGAAUGCUGUUCUUCAUACAAUAAUGAAGUCAAAGGUUAUUGUCCAGGAUUCACUAGCAUAUUGGGGUAUUAGAGAGGAAAACCCAGUAAGUCUUAAAAAGUCACUUAAAGAAAGAAAGGAAGGAAGGAAGCAGCUUUUUAUGGACCAGCCUUGGUAUUUCCGAAUGGUGGUUUCCAGCUAAAAUGGAACUAAAAAGAAUAAAGUUCAAGUUUCCUAAAAAACAUCCUGGGAUCAUGAACCUUUUUGGCACUUUCAGCCCGGUCUGAACUAGAAACAAAGAUGGGAAAUGAAGAUACCCAAGCUUGGACUCUGCAGCCCCCUCUUUAUGCUCAAAAACUAUACCAAGUGUGUAGCUCAUGGAAACCCACAGGAGGCCUGAGCAUCCCCCCUGCUUCUCAAACAAGUAGAUCGAGUCACUACAGUCAUCUUGCUGCGGGCCCCAUCGUACUAGUCAAAGAAUCGUGCCUGUUUGCCACCGAGAAGAGGCAGGCGCUGGCCAGUCAUAACUUGUGCCUUUCGACCCCUAGAAGAAAUGGACGCUCCUCUUCAGGGAGUUGGAGGAGACACAGAAACAGGACUCGGACGCUCGCCACGUUUCCUCCUCCAUCUCUCCCCGACGCCAAGGCCACGGGAGCAAAGAUUCUAUUCAUCCGAUCUCAGGAGAAAAUUGUGCCUUCUUACACAGUAACCAAUGGAAAGCCAUCAAUGUGUCCACCUCGGGACACUGUGUGAAGCAUGCGUGACCUCUGACCUCUUGUGACAUUUAUAGAACAUCAACACACUGUGUACCGUCCUCGUCGGCCAGGCCCUUAUCUCAGGAUGUUGCUAGCUGCGCAGCGGAGCCUUGGGUGUCAUCAAGGCCUGAAUUUCCCCUCGAAAUAAUGGAGAUUGUAACAACUGUGUUCACAGGGAAAUGCUGUUAAUGAAUGUCGUGAGCUCAUUGAGGGAGAGGGGGAAAAGAAGCCAUUCUUUUUUUUUAAUCCUUACUUUAUGUCUUGGUACGAAUUCUAGGAUAGAGGAGCAGCAAGGAGUAGGCAAUUGGGGUUAAGUGACUUGUCCGGGGUCACACCUAGGAGGUGUCUGAGGCCAGAUUUGAAACCCAACUCCAGACCCAGCACUCUAUCCACUGUGCUUCCUAACUGCCCUGAAAAGAAGUCUUUUUUUUUUUUUAAUAAAAGAAAACUACAUCAAAGGACAGAGUGGGGAAUUAUGUGAAUUUUUGUGAGACUGUCAAUUGCUGGAUUUGGGGUGUUUUGUUUUUUUAAUAAUUGUGUGAUUCAGGUUUGGGAUAAAUUGAGUCACAUCAGGAGAGUGUGUAAACACUAUGUAUAUUGUUUACUCAUGUAAUUGAAAAACUUAAAUAAAUUCUAUUUGAUCAAAA